This is a messenger RNA of Rubroshorea leprosula, 2545 nucleotides long. The record is from the annotation of a GenBank genome assembly. NCBI's taxonomy places the organism in Eukaryota, Viridiplantae, Streptophyta, Magnoliopsida, Malvales, Dipterocarpaceae.
CUAACAUGUGAACCAUGAGUAUAGUGCUUUGAAUGCUGCAUGCAGAUGUUAUUAGCAAUUUUCUUCUCCCCGUAUUCUUGUUUCAUUGAAGAUUGCUUCUAUGUUUUUCUAACUGAUUUUGGUAAGGAUUUCUGCCCUCCAAUAUAUCCACUAGGUGAGCAGAAGUGGCAACUAAUUAUGGGUGUUCCUUUAAUAUGCAUUCACUCUCUUCAAGUCAAGCCUUCUCCAUUCCCACCUUCCUUUGCAUCACAAACAGUGAUUGAAUGCCAGCCACUUAUGAUUCAUCUUCAGGAACAAUCUUGUUUAAGGAUAUCCUCUUUCUUAGCUGAUGGAAUAGUUGUAAAUCCUGGUGCCGUUUUACCUGAUUCUUCAGUUAAUUCCCUUGUAUUUACUCUCAAGGACUUGGACAUCAGUGUUCCUCUGGACACAACUACACUGGAUAAUCCUAGUAGCAAAAGGAACCUUAAUGUUGAAAAGUCCUUUGCUGGAGCUAGACUUCAUAUUGAAAAUUUUUUUUUCUCUGAGUCACCUUCACUAAAACUCAAGCUACUGAACCUGGAGAAAGAUCCUGCUUGCUUCUGUCCCUGGGAGAGUCAACCAAUUGAUGCUAGCCAGAAGAAAUGGACAGCUGGAGCAUCACAACUUAGUUUGUAUUUGCAAACAUCUGCUAGCUUGACUGGACUUCAGAGUUAUGCUGGCUGUACUCCAGGCUUGUGGAGGUGUGUUGAGGUUAAAGAUGCUUCUGUUGAGGUAGCUAUGGUAUCAGCUGAUGGGAAUCCAUUAAGAGUUGUUCCUCCUCCUGGUGGUGUUGUCAGAGUAGGGGUUGCUUGUCACCAAUAUUUAUCCAAUACUUCUGUUGAGCAGUUAUUUUUUGUCUUGGAUCUCUAUACAUACUUUGGUAAGGUUAGUGAAAAGAUUGCCAUAGUUGGAAAGAGUAAAAGACCUAAGAUGGAUAAAAAUGACUCUCUCCGUCAGAGUUUGAUGGAGAAGGUUCCUAGUGAUACUGCUGUAAGUUUAACAGUAAAUGAUCUCCAGCUUAGAUUUCUGGAAUCAUCCUCCUCCUUCAAUAUCCAUGAAAUGCCUCUGGUUCAGUUUAUUGGGAGAGAUCUGUUCAUUAAAGUUACUCAUAGAACUCUUGGUGGGGCUAUUGCUGUUUCAUCCACUUUGUUUUGGGAGUGGAUUGAGGUGGACUGUCUAGACAAUGGGGGAAACCUGGUAAAUGAGAAUCAAACAAUGUUAGAUUCAGUUGAAAAUGGUUCUCUUGUCACUUUGAAUGGAUAUCCUCCUCUUAGACCUGUGUUUUGGGUUGAUAACAAAAAGAAGCAUCAAUCAAAUGGAAAAGCUUUUGUGAUUCCUUUUCUUGACAUAAGCAUUGUACAUGUCAUUCCCUUCAAUGAACAGGACAAAGAGUGUCAUAGUUUAAUGGUGUCAGCUAGUAUUUCAGGUGUUCGCUUAGGUGGAGGAAUGAAUUAUACUGAGGCUUUGCUGCAUCGAUUUGGAAUACUUGGGCCUGAUGGUGGUCCUGGUGAGGGACUCUCCAAAGGGUUGGAAAAUCUAUCAGCUGGGCCACUGGCUAAACUUUUGAAGCCAUCUGCUCUCAUCAAUGAUUUAGCAAAGAGUGGAAAUUUGGAGGGUGAGAAAGAUAGUGGUUUCUUGCACCUAGGGAUGCCAGAUGAUGUUGAUGUGUCAAUAGAGUUAAAGGACUGGUUAUUUGCUCUUGAAGGUGUGCAAGAAACGGCUGACAGAUGGUGGUUUGACAAUCAAGAAGACUUAACUAGAGAGCAGAGAUGUUGGCACAUGACAUUCCAGACCUUGCGAGUAAAAGCAACAAGCAGUCCAAAGCAUAUAUUGAAGGGUAAAGGGAAAUCAGAUGAAGUGCAGAUAUAUCCUGUUGAAUUGGUCACAGUUGGUGUGGAAGGAUUGCAGACCCUGAAGCCUCAGGUCCAUAAAGGCCUUCUUAAAGCUGUCCAUUCUGAAAAUGGAUUCAAAGAAGGUUUUGAGACAUCUAGUGGAGUAAAUCUUGAAGUUCGUCUGUCAUUGCAAAUGAGAUGUUCGUUUUCCUAUCUUUUGCAUUUUUCACUGCGUAGCCCACUUCUUCAUGUCUACUUCUUACGCUUUUACUUUGCUUGGAACUCAAUAAUUUAUAAAUUGGUGAUUCCAGGAACUGAGGGCUUUGACAAGAUAUUCUCCCAGGAUAAUCUCAGUAGGGGCAGUAGUGCUGGCAGUAUUGGGCAAUCUCCUAGAUCAUAUAUUACAAAUGAAACUCCACGGUCAACUCUAGCAUCAACCGUAGCUUCACUCGAGGAGGCAGUUUUGGAUUCACAAGCCAAGUGUACCGCCCUCAUUACCAACUUAUCCAGUUCAGAAUCUCCUGAAGAGCAUCUUGCCAAUAUUAGAGAAUUGAGUCAGAAACUUGAAAGUAUGCAGAGUUUGUUGGUGCAAUUGCAGAGUCAAAUUUGAUGGGCCUUGUUUCCUGCCCUAUUCUUUGUGGUAAAAUCAUGGGAUUGAAGAAAGCAUCCCAACGGUGGCCGAGAAAGAAGAAAAA